Messenger RNA from Salmo salar (Atlantic salmon), 2714 nucleotides. NCBI's taxonomy places the organism in Eukaryota, Metazoa, Chordata, Actinopteri, Salmoniformes, Salmonidae. The record is from RefSeq and is a predicted model, not a curated record.
CCUCGAGAUGUGUCACUGUGCGUGUCACACAGUCCAGAGAUUACAGGUGACAGGUAGUGCACACCCGACGGUUCCCACAAGCACUUUAUUUUGAACUAGGCACUUUUGAACUAGGCACCGAUGUCUGAAUAACACCAUUUAUUUCGUGCAGCAGGCUACACGUUUUCUCCUGCCGGGUGAACACAGCUUGUUGAAUCAAAUUGAAAAGUAAGAUUUAAAAAAUGGAAGAUAUAUUAUUUGACUUGGAUCAAGAUGGCACUACAGACUUUGCCUUCUGGGGCCAGAUGGACCCUAACUUCCAGUUCCAGGCCCAGUUGGACACUCUCCUCUUCGACUGCACCGCGGUCACGGGCCAGCUUUCGCCCUGGUCCUCGUUCGGUGGCCAGUCCAUGUUCCCUGACGCGCAGAUGACCUUCACCGACCUGGACUCGCAGUCCCCCAGCCUUGGAGCCAGUGCUGAAGUGGACAGCUCCUCGGUGGACGAGCCCCACGAGAUGAGCAAGCGCAGGCAGCGGCGGUUCGUGCCCCAUCACCCGUACAAGAUCCAGCGACAUGCCGCUAACAUCCGGGAGAGGAAGAGGAUGCUGAGUAUCAAUUCUGCGUUCGAAGAGCUAAGGUGCCACGUGCCAACAUUUCCCUACGAGAAGCGCCUGUCCAAGAUUGAUACACUGAGAUUGGCCAUUGCCUAUAUUGCCCUUCUGAGAGAGAUAUUGAUUUCCGGCUGCGACCCCAAGUCGUACGUGGACGAAUGCAUGAAAAAUGGUUACAAGAAUCAAACCAAUGCCAUUUGGAACACAAGCGAUCUGACAGCCCGGCUCUCCUGGAUAAAGUGGGAUUAACUCAGGAUGGGGCAACCCAAGUACGUUGGACAGGGGGCUGCUGGCAGGGGAUUUAUACCCCCCUUCUGUCUUUGUUUCAAUGGCAACAUCACAUUAGGGGCUGAGUGACAUCUGCAGACUUCUUAUCAGUUCAUGCACCUCUCUCUGCAGCCUUCCACUCCCCACACAGCCUUUAAUAUUUUAAUGUGUUGUCGAUUGGUAAUGGAGUGGCAGUGUUUUCCUGGAGUUGCCUGUUGUUUUACAGGGAAUGGGGGACCGGGGCCAGACUUAAGCCCAUGGGGAUGGCAUUUUUCACAGGGGACAGAAGCAGCCUGGCAUGGGACUGAAUGAACCUUGGUAAAACAAUUUUUUCUGAGUGUAAUACUGAAGUGCCGGUGUGUUCAUUUGAAACCUUUAGCUGUUGUUCAUUGUGUGACACCCAAAUUUCCCGUAAGUUAAUUUAACCUAAUUCAUUAAUUUAUGUAUGUAUUUAUUUAUUUAAUUUGUUUAUUUAUUUAUUAAUCAUCUAAAAAAAUGUUGUUAUUAUAAUUAUUUACUUAACUGUUUUCAUUUUGAUGUUCCGAGUUGUUUAAACUGUAUCUUUAAUCAAUUGUCAAUCAUACAUUAUUUAUUUUGUUGUCAAAUGGACCGUUUUGAUAUUCAUGUUACUUAUUAUGAAGAUAUGUUGUUUUUGUGGUGUCUGUGAGUAUAUUGCGGUGAAACUGUAAGGACUGGUGAAUGGAUUUGUGCUCGAUGGCAAAUCAGGGAAUAUCUAACACACUGGCUGUGUGCGAAUGACCAUACUUGCGUCCUAAAUAGUAGGCCGUGUGAGCAGUGGUGUAGAGGUGCCUGGAGAAGUGGGUAUACUCUAAUUUUGUCCAAAAUUUCCCAAACGGCCCGCCGGGCGAAGGGAAGGGGCCCUGUGUGAAAAAUUCAAUGACAAACAGUGACAUAUACUCUGAAUGGCCUAAAAUUAUAAUUCCCAUAUUGUGCAUGUAGGCUAAUACAGUAGUAGGCCUACUACUGAAAUAGAUACAUGAGACUUUCAUCUGAGUCAGAAGUUCACAGGUUUCAGAUUUCCCCCAUUUUUUUCUGGUUUUCACACUGAAAUCACACUUUUAAUAGAAAAACAAGAAAAUUGGGGCCUCCCGAGUGGCGCAGCGGGCUAAGGCGCUAGAGGCGUUACUGCAGAUCUGGGUUUGAACCUGGGCUGUGUCGCAGCCGGCCGCGACCAGGAGACCCAUGAGGCGGUGCACAAUUGGCCCAGUGUCGUCUGGGUUAGGGGAAGGUUUGGACGGCUGGGAUGUCCUUGUCCUAUCGUGUUCUAACGACAUCAUGUGGCGGCCGGGUGCAUGCACGCGGACUUUGGUCGCCAGCUGUAUGGUGUUUCCUCUGACAUAUUGGUGCGGCUGGCUUCCGGGUUAAGCGAGCAUGUGUCAAGAAGCAGUGCGGAUUGGCUGGGUCGUGUUUUGGAGGACGCAUGGCUCUCCCGAGUCCGUACGGGAGUUGCAGCGAUGGUAGAAGACUAACUACCAAUUGGAUAUCAUGAAAUUUGGGUAAAAUGUAAAAUGUAUUAUUAUUUUUAUGUUCUAAGUCCACAAAAAUUCUUAAACCACAUAAGGAGAUGACUUUUGAGGUCUGGGAAAAAUUGAAUUCAUUUAGAUUUUUGAGUGAAGUUACCCUUUAAUUCAACUGUGCAGGCAAAUAAUCAUGAUAUCAUUCUGCAAGGUAGGCAUAGGCUACUUUGUAGCUAGUUAACAUUUACAGUGCAUUCGGAAAGUAUUCAGACCACUUGACUUUUUCCACAUUUUGUUACGAUACAUCCUUAUUCUAAAAUGGAUGAAAUUGUUUUCCCCCUCAUCAAUCUACACACAAUACCACAUAAUGAAAAAGCAA